Anguilla rostrata (American eel) is the source of this 4687-nucleotide messenger RNA. RefSeq names its product F-box-like/WD repeat-containing protein TBL1X. Gene Ontology annotation, biological process: regulation of transcription by RNA polymerase II. The transcript is spliced from 15 exons. Lineage: Eukaryota; Metazoa; Chordata; Actinopteri; Anguilliformes; Anguillidae. Gene Ontology annotation, cellular component: histone deacetylase complex. Gene Ontology annotation, molecular function: protein binding; transcription corepressor activity. The record is from RefSeq and is a predicted model, not a curated record. Bases 449 to 2020 code for a protein of 523 amino acids.
UUCUCCAUUGUAGGUCACUGACGGUGCGGCUCCUCGCUUUCUUUCAGGCUGCGAGUGUUAGCCGCUGUCUGCUGUACUGUAGCUAGCUACGUACACUGGUACACUGAAAACUCCCCCGAAAAUAUGUGUACCUUUCGAUUUUAGUUUUCCUACCUCCAAACUUUAUUACACGCUUGGUCGAUCGGUGACAUACACCUACCACUAGUUCCCUGUUUUUAAGGAUUGCAGGUAAAAAGAGUUACGGGGGAAAUAAUUAAGAGGUACCGAAUGAAAUGGGAGAAAAGUAGCUAGUGAGCAGUACAUUUACCUAGUGAAGUUGGAGGAUAUUUCCUUGUGGAACUUAGCUAGCUAGCCAGCAUACGCGGUGGCGACCACGCACCAGCAUACUUUCUUUGGUCUAGAGUGGGCCCACCCUUCAUAGAGACCUCAUCAGUUGAGGUGGGCUAAGAUGAGUAUAACCAGUGAUGAAGUCAACUUCUUGGUUUACCGAUAUCUCCAGGAAUCUGGUUUCUCCCACUCGGCUUUCACCUUCGGCAUAGAGAGCCACAUCAGCCAGUCCAACAUCAAUGGAACGCUAGUGCCCCCUGCUGCCCUCAUCUCCAUCCUGCAGAAGGGCCUUCAGUACGUGGAGGCGGAGAUCAGCAUCAACGAGGAUGGCACGGUCUUCGACGGGCGGCCGAUCGAGUCCCUGUCGCUCAUUGACGCGGUGAUGCCGGACGUGGUGCAGACGCGUCAGCAGGCUUUCCGGGAGAAGCUAGCACAGCAGCAGCAGCAACAGCAGCAGCAGCAGCAGCAGCAGCAGCAACAGGCCGUCGGCGCCAUGGCGACCGUACAGCCGAACGCGCCGAAGAACGGGGAGACCACCAUGAACGGGGACGAGAACGGGGCGCACACGAUGAAUAACCACGCGGAGAUCGCCAUGGAGAUCGACGGGCAGAUGGAGAUCCCUGCCAACAAGGCGACCGUGCUGAGGGGCCACGAAUCCGAGGUCUUCAUCUGCGCCUGGAACCCUGUCAGCGAUCUCCUGGCAUCGGGCUCGGGUGACUCUACUGCACGGAUCUGGAACCUGAACGAGAGUGGGAACAAUGGUUCCACCCAGCUGGUUCUCAGACACUGCAUUAGAGAGGGUGGGCAGGAUGUCCCCAGCAACAAGGAUGUUACCUCCCUGGACUGGAACAGUGAUGGGACACUCCUAGCAACAGGAUCAUAUGACGGCUUUGCGAGGAUAUGGACUAAAGAUGGUAAUCUGGCGAGCACAUUAGGGCAGCAUAAAGGUCCUAUAUUUGCACUGAAGUGGAAUAAGAAAGGAAACUCCAUCCUGAGCGCAGGGGUGGACAAGACGACAAUCAUCUGGGACGCACACACAGGUGAAGCCAAGCAGCAGUUCCCCUUCCAUUCAGCGCCCGCCCUGGACGUUGACUGGCAGAACAACACCACCUUUGCCUCCUGCAGCACGGACAUGUGCAUCCACGUGUGCCGGCUGGGCAGCGACCGGCCUCUCAAGACCUUCCAGGGACAUACGAACGAGGUCAACGCCAUCAAGUGGGACCCCUCGGGGAUGCUGCUGGCCUCCUGCUCUGAUGACAUGACCCUAAAGAUCUGGAGUAUGAAGCAGGACUCGUGCGUGCACGACCUCCAGGCUCACAGCAAAGAGAUUUACACAAUCAAGUGGAGCCCCACCGGGCCUGGCACCAGCAACCCCAACUCCAACAUCAUGCUCGCCAGCGCCUCCUUUGACUCGACGGUGAGGCUGUGGGACGUGGACAGAGGCGUCUGCAUCCACACGCUGACCAAACACCAGGAGCCCGUCUACAGCGUGGCCUUCAGCCCCGACGGGAAGUACCUGGCCAGCGGCUCCUUCGACAAGUGCGUCCACAUCUGGAACACCGCGAGUGGAGCCUUAGUGCACAGCUACAGAGGGACCGGGGGCAUCUUCGAGGUGUGCUGGAACAGCACAGGGGACAAAGUGGGGGCCAGUGCAUCUGAUGGAUCGGUCUGUGUUCUGGAUCUUCGAAAAUAAAGUCUGAGCACGGAUUUUGAAGAUGGACCGUGGAAUGUUUGGCGAAACGCUGUCUGUUGUGCCGGUUUCAAACACUGCUGUUUUGAAAUCAAAAUCGCACAACAACCAGCAACCAGGUUCCCCUCGGCAACGCAGAAAUGGCCACCCACCUGUCGGGGGGGGGGCGGGGGGGGGGUGGGGGUGGGGGCCAUGGGGAGCCUGAAAACCCAAACAGAAGGCUGUGCCAAAAAAGAGAAAUAUACUCCAAAUCCAGAAAACCAAAAGGAAGAGAAAGCCCCCUCUGGAAGAUGCAGACUUGUGUUGAAUUUAACUUUGGUCACGGUCACAGAAGGUCGCGUUCUUUGUCUUUGAUGGUCGCUUCCUGUGCGAGAGCCAGGGUUCACCCAGCAGGUCAGCCCGUUUCGGUCACUUUUAUAAGCCGGUCAAAGACCAGAGUUAUCAUCACUUUCUUUACCGGCUUUCCUUGGAAUGUCGUCUGGACUUUCGCCGGGGCACCCGAAGAACACAAAAUGUGUAUUUUCUUUUUUAUUUUUAUUUUUUCCUUUUCAAUCAUUUGGAAUUGGAUGUCUGGAAAGUUGGAAAGACAUGGUCAUGAGGGUCAUUGUGGGAGCUCUGUGUACACCUUCUUUUAUUAACAUUAAGAUCAAUGAAGAAUCACAACUGCCAAGACUAACUUUUUUUUAUUGAAGUUUUAAUGAAAUGUGUAAUUCAUAUUAAAAAAAAAAAAGAAAAACUUUUUGUGGAUAUUAGUGCUGACACAAAAUGAGUGAUUCAUAAUUAUAUAAUCUCCCUCGUUUGGAUGUAAAUUUAAUGAAUGUAAAGAUUUGUAAAUUAGAUGAAUAUACACAUUUAUAUACUGUGUAUAUAUGUUUAUAUACAGUGCACAACACACGUGUCAUCCUUUAAGGUCUGAAGGCUCUUUGUUUCUCUUAACAUUUCCCCAAGCAGACAUUUGGCUACACCGUUCUUUAUUUUCAUUUUUUUAAUUUGCCUUUUUUAUUUUGUUUAAAUGUUUCAAGAUUCUGCCAGUUGGUAGUUUGGUAGUUUGUGCCCACUGGAUAGUACAGAGGCCACCGCUCAAGUGUGCCGUCAUAACAGAGUGGCACUGCAACGCUAGCAGUGUUCACACCAGCCUCAGUCGAAGUGGUUCUCUGCUUCUCUUUGCACCUCGGGCAUUGAUGGAUAUGUCCUGCUGCUGUUGGCGUAGGGGGCACUCUGCUUUUUUGGGCGGUUCUGACGGGCCUGACGGCUGCCACUGCCCACCCGUUAGCGCCCCUGCUCCGUGGCAGAUCGAGCCCCUUGUGGGUUUAAUGGGUUUAUUUGGCACACCGCCCUACGUCAGCUCGACCUGCAGAGUGUUACGCGCACACGCCUACUUAAGCAAGGUGCUGUCAGUAAGCUGGGUACCUCCGUUGCGUCCCUUGACACCUCCACAUCGGUGCUAAACAAACAAAAUAAACGACACGUUGAAAAGACAGGAGAGAAGGGCGGCCGCCUAGCAACCAAAGCUUGAUAGAAACGACAGUCCACUUUUGUUUGAGGGUGAACUUGAGACUUGAAUUGCAGAUGGGAGGCCAGGCCAUCUGAAAUGUGAGCAAAUGUUGUGAGCAGUAUUGUUUGGGGUAUCACAUGCUAUCGCUGUGGUCGCCAGUUAAUGCGAUAGAAAAACCGUUUUACGUCAUCAGUCUGUUUAUUUAUUUUAGAUUGGUUCCAGUUUCUGCAGUAAUAAAGGGGUGCGAAUGAACUGCAAGAUUCUAUGUGAUGGAAAAUGGCCUUUGGCGACUUGCUCUCCAGAGGAUUUCCUCAUUUGAAGUUGUUGACAGCUCUCUUCGCGUCUCAAUUAUUGCUCACACGCAAGAUCGAAUUGUUGAGGUGAUCAGACUGUCGCAGUCUGUUGUCAUGAGUUUUAAUGAAUUAACCACCAGUGGCUUGGCUUUCUUCAGCUGUGAUUGUUCAGGCACAGUCCUCAGCUCUGAUUGGCCCAGUGAACAGUGGUUGAAUCAAUGGCAGCAUCCUAAUUGGCCGCUUGUGGGCAUUGUUAUUUAGCCUUUCUCAGCUUUGGAUUUAUCUGCCAAAAUUUGAUUGGUUAAGUGGAAGCCCUCAUUUAUCCUGUCUCAGCUGUGAUUGGUCAGUGUUCCACUGCUUCCACGGCCAGGUGCAUUCUCUAUUUUUCAUGACCAAUGUGGUGGUUUUAGCUUUAAUUUUGUGUAUCUGCUUUCUGUUCAGUAGGGUCUGGUAAAUGCAGGAGACUGUUAAAGACAACUUUGACAGACUUUUUUUUUUUUUUUUUUUUUAAUUCCUAUGUACAAUUGUUUUGUAAAAGUUCUCUUUUUUUUCCCUAAGCAAUUUGAAGUGCACUUUGUGAGAUGGGUCUGCUAGUUUUCUCUUCAUAAUUUUUUUUAAAAAACAUUAUGUUCAGUUGGUCAUCGGUUCAGGAUUGUCCAUCUGAAAGCUACUGUCUGGUUUCUGCUGUUUUGUGUGUGUGUGUCAGAUUGACUAACAGUAAGUACUCUCACUGAGAAACCCAGUGUGGAGCAGGUGCCCUGACACCAUCAACCCCCCCAACCACCCCCCCAACCCCAGCCUAGGUCAUCACUGUCCAGGACAAAACAUUGAAGUCAUACUCUAGGUCUCAAAUAAAUCACUCUAUUUUGAUAUUGGAAAACA